AUGGCCAAAUAUAACAACAAUAAUUAUGCCAAUAAGGCAACAAAUUUGAAACAACAAGUAGUUUUACCUACUUAUACUUUGGAUUCAAAUUUGGUUUUAUUGCCAGGUAUAAUGUAUAAUGUAACAUUUUCAAGAUUUAAAGCUGCUGCCUUAUUAUACCGUUAUAAAAAUUUCAUUUCACAAGUCUCCAUUAUUAACAACUUGUUAAGUGAAUACGAUUUUAAUAGUGGCAACAGCAAUGAAGAAGAACGUUCUGAAACUGAACAAAAGAUAGAACAAUCUCUGUUGGGACAACCAGAAACUUAUCAUGAGAUAAACCCUAGUGUGAUUUCCACGGAAGCAGUUGAAGGUAUUAAAGAGUUUUUCCAAUAUGAAACCAAUAUGAAAACUGGCCGAGGAGGAAAAGGAGAAAAAGAAGCUAAAUCCACAAAUGAUGGUAUCAAAGAAUUUGAUUGGUUAACAUUAGCAAUCAUCCCAAAUUUAGAUAAAAUCAAGGAUCCAGAAACCAACUAUAGUAUUGGAGAUGCAGCAAAAUUGACCAAUGUGGUUACUGUUGCUAGGAUUAUAGGUAUCGUCGAUGAUUCUACCAAUAUUAAAUUAACUUUACAAGCAAUCACUAGAGGAGUGCAAAUAACUGAUGAUAGUAAAAUGAAUCAACAUAAAAAUGGGUUGAAAACGAAUGAACAAGUCAUUGGAAUUGAUUGGAAUCAUAAUGUUUCCGAUUUAAAGGGAAAAUUCAAUGCUUUGCAGAAAAAUUAUCAACAAUUGUUUCAAUCAAUAGAUAAAUUCCUUAUUGAUUACCGUGAAGCAUUAGAUUAUAAUAAGAAUAAUAGCAAUAACAAAAAUGGAAAUUUAUCUUUAAUUAAAGGUAAUGCUACCAUUAACAAUAAUAAAAAUUCAGAUGAUAAAUCAAAUCAAGACAUUAAAAGUCAGAAUUUAUUGACACUCAAUCCUUUAGCUAAUGCUUUAUAUAUGCAAUUAGUUGGUUCAAAAGACUUCAAUAAGGCAUUCCAUCGUUUAGAGAAGUUAUUUUCUCAGGUUUCUAAAAAUGAUGAAUAUAAAAUUGAUAAUGAAACUUAUUUACGAUUAGUUGAUUUGACAUGUGGGAUUUUACCAUUUCCAAAUUUUCAAAAAUUGGCAUUAUUAAAUAAAUAUAAAUUGGAUGAUCGAUCAGUAUUAAUCAAUGAAAUGAUUUUACAAUUGAUUCAAAUUUUUGAGAAUUUGCAAACCAAUAAUUCAUUUGUCAAUAAUUGGUUUCAUAGUGAGGCAACAAAUAUUCAAAAGGCAAAUGUUGUCGCCAAUCAAUUGAAAUCAAUUAGAAAUUUAUUGGAAGGAAUGACUAAGAAUCGACCAAUAAAAUCAAAUAAAAGAAAUCCAGGACCAGCUUCAUCAUCAGGUCCUUCAUUUUCCAAUGGCAAAUCUUCCCCUGGUAGAGCUAACGCUAGACCAAAAUCAAACCAUCAAGAUGGAUUUAAUGGAAAUGAUGGUGAUUACAAUGACGUCGAUGAUGAUGACGAUGGGGAUGAAGAUUUGAAAGCAAUUUUUAAUUUCAUUAAACAUAAAUUACCCACAAUUUCAACCUUAUCUGCCGAUUCAAAACGUUUAAUUCUUAAAGAUUUCAAACGUGUUAAAGCAUCAGCAAAUUCUCCCGGUGGAGGUGGUAAUUCUGAUUUCCAUGUUUUACGUAAUUAUUUAGAAAUUGUUAUGGAUAUUCCAUGGGAUAAUUAUGUGACUAAAUUCAAAUCUAAUAAAGAUAUUGAUUUGAAAUUAGCUAAAAAACAGUUAGAUGAUGAUCAUUAUGGAUUAGAACACGUUAAAAAGAGAUUGAUACAAUAUUUGGUGGUAUUAAAAUUGUUGGGUAUUAAUGCAGAAAAAGAUCAAUCUGAUAAAUCACAACCCAUUAAGGAUAACUCCAAAGACUCACCAAAUUCUAGUUCAAAAGCAUUAACAAAAUCUCCAACAUCAUCGUUAUCACGCAAAACAAUAUCAUCUAUUGUUAUAGCAAACAAAGAUGAAACAUAUUUAGCUAAACAACAAGCUAAAACCACAAAUCAAAAAUCAAUUACUGAAGCUAAAACCAAUCCUUCAACCACUAUGAUCACCUCCAAUGAAUCUAUUCACGUAUCUAAAAAUAAUAAAUCACCAAUAAUCAUGCUUGCUGGACCUCCAGGUACUGGUAAAACAUCUUUAGCUAAAUCAAUUGCUUCUGCUUUGGGACGUAAUUUCCAAAGAAUCUCUCUUGGUGGUAUUAAAGAUGAAAGUGAAAUUAGAGGACAUAGAAGAACUUAUGUUGGAGCUAUGCCCGGGUUAUUAAUUCAAGCAUUACGUAAAUCAAGAUGUAUGAAUCCAGUGAUUUUAUUAGAUGAAAUUGAUAAAGUUAUUGGUGGUAAUAAUUCUGGAGGAGUUAAUAAAUUCAAUGGUGAUCCUUCAGCAGCGUUAUUAGAAGUAUUAGACCCAGAACAAAAUAAUACUUUUAUUGAUCACUAUUUAGGAUUCCCAAUUGAUUUAUCACAAGUAAUAUUCAUUUGUACAGCCAAUGAUCCAUGGAAUAUGACAAGACCAUUAUUAGAUAGAUUAGAAACGAUCGAAAUUGGUGCUUAUGAUUAUAAUGAAAAAUUAAUUAUUGGUAAAAAAUAUUUAUUGCCUAGACAAAUUAAACGGAAUGGAUUCCCAGUUGUUGACACCAAAAAAAUGACAACGGUGGUAGCGGGUAGUAGUAAUCAAGAUGAAUUUAUUAGAAUAAAUGAUGCUACUAUGAAAAAAGUUAUACUUGAUUAUACCCGAGGAGAAGCUGGAGUUAGAAAUUUUGAAAGACGAUUAGGAACAUUGUGUCGAUUUAAAGCCGUUGAAUAUUGUGAAUGGUUAAAUAAGGAUAUUAAAAAUUAUAAUCCCAUAAUUGAUGAAAAUGAUUUACCAAUUUAUUUGGGAGUUCCAUAUUCACUGGGUGAUGUAACUACUGAAGGGACAGUCGGAGUUGGAGUUGUUCAUGGAUUAUCAUAUAAUUCUGAUGGAUCUGGAUCAGUAUUAGUUUUUGAAAGUAUUGGAUUUGACAGAAGAAUCAGCAAUAAAGAACACAAUGGUGGAAAUGGAGCUACAUUAAAUAUGACUGGUAGAUUGGGCGAAGUAUUAAUGGAAAGUGGUAAGAUUGGAUUAGUAUUUAUUAAACUGAUGAUUUAUAAAAAUAUAUUAAAAUUUGAUAACAACAACAACAACAAACAUUUAUUGUUGGACAAGUAUAAUAAUUUGGAUAUUCAUAUGCAUGUUCCUAUGGGGUCAGUAUCUAAAGAUGGCCCCUCAGCAGGAGUAACCAUGGCAUUACUGUUUUUAUCAGUAUUAUUAGAUAAACCAGUACCAUCAGAUAUUGCCAUGACUGGUGAAAUCACUUUAAGAGGGAUAAUAUUACCUAUUGGAGGAGUUAAAGAAAAAUUAAUGGGAGCUCAUUUAAAUUCAAAUAUUAAACGAAUGAUUGUACCUCGAGAAAAUCGUAAAGAUUUAAUAAAAGAAUAUAGUAGAAGUAUUGAAGAAGCUGGUGAAGUAUUAGAUCAUCAUUUAAUUAAUGAUUUAAUUAAAGAUAAUGAAGAUAAGGAAUUUAAAUUGACUCAAGUGGAAGAAUAUUAUCAAAAUAAAUAUGGUAUAUCUUUGUUUUAUGCUAAAGAAUUUUAUGAUAUUAUUAAAAUUGUUUGGAAUGAAGACGAAGUGUUAUUAAAGCAAGAUAAUUCAAGAUUACUUGAAUAUCAUAUUUAA
Candida dubliniensis CD36 is the source of this 3744-nucleotide messenger RNA. RefSeq lists its product as uncharacterized. Gene Ontology annotation, biological process: protein quality control for misfolded or incompletely synthesized proteins; protein targeting to peroxisome; protein catabolic process. Gene Ontology annotation, cellular component: peroxisomal matrix. The record is from RefSeq and is a predicted model, not a curated record. The transcript has a single exon. Gene Ontology annotation, molecular function: ATP hydrolysis activity; serine-type endopeptidase activity; ATP binding. Bases 1 to 3744 code for a protein of 1247 amino acids. Lineage: Eukaryota; Fungi; Ascomycota; Pichiomycetes; Serinales; Debaryomycetaceae.